AUGACUCAUUUCCGAUGGAUGUAUCCAAUUGUAAGCGUAUGGAAACAAGAAUACGAAGUCCCAAUGGUAGAGGCGGGGACCACACUGGGUCUCGGCGGCGGUUUGUAUGUCAAACCAGGUGUGGAGCCGACACAAUUACCCUCACCACCAGCUCCCAAACUUCUUGGACCUUUUGAACCACUUAUCAGAUUCUCCGGCCUGGAUUGUCACAAGUUACGAAAAGAAAGUAUACGAUCAGUAAAGGGAGUUGUAUCAGCUGUAGUCGCCCUCAUCAUUUUAGUUAUCAUGGUCAUCGAGAUCUUCACAUACAUGGGAAUUCAGGAUAAACCAUUCUCAGUCGGGUGGGCUGAAUCGACAGCAUACGCAUUCAUGGCAUUGCAAGCGUUCAUCAGUGCGAUUGCAGUAAUUUGUUGGACUAGGGAAAACUUUGUUUCACAGUUCGAAGACACACUAUCUCGGUUACGAACUAUGAGAUUAUCAACUAGUCAAAGUAUUGAUGAUUACACAAAUUUCCAUCGAAAAGCAGCUGUUAUGAUCGUGCCUAUUUUUGCAGUGAUCUUGAGUACUUCUUUCUAUUCUUCGGUUACAAAUCGAUACCAGUUGAAUGACAAUAGCACAUUCUAUUCUGAAUCAAUUCUCCAUCAGUUCGCCCCAUUCAUUGAUUUCGUGGGAUGUCUUGCUUCAUCGAUGGCUAUCAUCAUCUAUGUGACAGUGAAUACGGCAUUGAAUCGAGAAAUCAAACAUUUCAAUAAAGAACUGACGAAUUCUGCGAGAUUCCAGCAAUUGACGCUCCCUCAAGUACUGAACAACUACAGUAAACGCCAUUCCGAUUUGAUUCAAUUAACUCGAUUCGUGAAUCAACAUUUGAGUAAAUACGGUGCAAUUGUUCCACUCUUCUCGUUGACAGCAUUUAUAAAUGUCAGCUAUAUUGUGGGAAGUUUCAAGGCGUCCCUGGAUCCAGUGAUGUAUGUCUUGUUGAAUGGAUGGACGAUUGUGUGUAUGGGAAUAACGAUAGCUGGGUUGUCCCCAUUGGUCAAAGUUCAGAAUAAUAUCCAAGAAACCGCUGAAAUUCUGAUGCAUGAUGACGUCCUUCAAACUUGUGGAGAUGAUCAGAUGCAUCACACCUACCGUGUCACCCUCGACCGUUGCCUCCACAGUAACUCGAAAAUGGCAUUCUUGAAUGCGUUUCCCGUCGAUUCGAACUGCUUCAAUCGAAUAAUGUUCUUCGUUCCGAAUAUAUCAGCCGCCAUGAUCCUCUACAGAUUAUCUCAUCCUUACUUGUGA
Molecule: messenger RNA, 1284 nt
Organism: Caenorhabditis remanei
Lineage: Eukaryota; Metazoa; Nematoda; Chromadorea; Rhabditida; Rhabditidae
Exons: 8
Coding region: 1-1284 (427 amino acids)
Source: RefSeq, a predicted model, not a curated record